This is a messenger RNA of Clonostachys byssicola, 1698 nucleotides long. The record is from the annotation of a GenBank genome assembly. Lineage: Eukaryota; Fungi; Ascomycota; Sordariomycetes; Hypocreales; Bionectriaceae.
AUGUCUGACACUCAAGAGAAAGCCCUAUCCGGCCGUAUCAACUCCCUCACGAGCCCAGGAUGCUACUCUCAGGGGCCGAAGAAGAACUUCUUCAUCUGGUCUGCCUUGAACCUGGUCACGCUCACACACGCGUUUGAGUCAACUUGCCUCUGCGUUACUCUUCCGAAGGUCGCUAGGGAACUCGAUGCCUCCUUGUCUGAUAGCCUCAGCUUUGGGAGCUGCUUCCUCCUGGCCAUGGCCCUGAUCCAGCCCUUUGCGAGCGAACUCUCCUCCAUCGCUGGCCGGAGACCAGCGCUGCUCCUGGGAAUUUUAACCUUCAUGGUUGGCGCCGUCAUCUGCGGCUGCGCCCAUACUCCGGCCAUGCUGCUAGUAGGCCGCGCGAUUCAAGGCGCCGGUGCGGGAGCUACCGAGCCUAUCAAAGCGCUCAUCUUCUACGACAUCUACGGGCAGAGAGAACGUGCGAAAUGGGUCGCGUUCAUCAAUGUCUCCUGGGCGAUUGGCACAGUCUCCGGACCCCUCCUCGGCGGAGUGUUCACUAACAGCAAUACGAUGACCUGGAGAUGGGUCUUUUGGAUUAACCUUCCCUUCCUCACGUUUAGCUUUGUGGCUGCCGCAUGCUUGCUCGGAUACGAUACACCACAACAAAUCCCCUGGGAGCAAAUCGCAACAGUGGACUGGGGAGGCCUGUUCCUGUUUGUGGCAUCGGGGGCCUCCUUUCUGAUACCGCUCACCUGGGCUGGGUCCCGAUUCUCUUGGGCCUCGUACCAAGUUAUACUGCCGCUUGUACUCGGCGUGCUUGGCUUGGUGUCUCUGGGCUUCUACGAGAGACGAGUUGCGAGCAGACCCAUCUUCAAACCAUCCGUCUUCCGGGAGCUCUCGACAUCCAUCUCGUGUGUGAACAUUGCCUUGCAUGGCCUCCUCAUGUGGAUGUUGCUUUACUACAUGUCCAUCUACUAUCUUGGCGUCAAGGACUAUGACGCUUUCACGACUGGGCUCUGGGGGUUACCCGCCACUCUGACGGUGGCUCCUAUGUCCAUCAUCGUAGGUAUCGUUGUAGGGAAGACUGGUCACUACAAGUCUUUCCUGUGGGCUGGGUGGUUGCUGACCAUCCUUACCUUUGGGCUCCUGCACCUUCUCAAGGCGAACUCCUCUUAUGUUUUCCUGGUCCUCACUACCUUGGUGGUGGGAAUCGGCUUCGGAUCCCUCGUACCUGGAAUGGCGGUGGGAAUCCAAGGUAACGUCGACCGUGAGGAUGCCGGCCACGCCAUCUGCAUGACCUUCUUGAUGAGGCCGGCAGGGCAGUGCUUGGGCAUCGCCGUCGGCCUUGCGGUGUUCACCUCACGCCUGGAGCAGCUCUUGGUGGCCCAAGGGUAUCCGGCUGCGCUGGCACAGGGUCUGAUGAAGCACGCACGAACAGGGAUGGGGCGUGAGAGCGAUGAAAUCCACCCUUUCCUGCUGAAAGAGAUCUCGCGUAUCGUUGACUGUGUCAUGGAGGCGCUCCAGGGUGUUUGGACUACGGGUGCGGCGAUUGCAGGUUUUGCGAUGCUUCUCACGCUCUGCAUCAAGACCCCCAGGAUCAAGAAAGACGACCAGAUAAAGGGGCCUCAUCCAGGAGGCGGCGUGGAGAGCGCCAUCGUCGAGACUCCUCAAGGUCGAGGCGGUGGUGCCCAGACUGAUAGGGUUCCCGUUGCAACAUAG